Molecule: messenger RNA, 3705 nt
Organism: Suhomyces tanzawaensis NRRL Y-17324
Lineage: Eukaryota; Fungi; Ascomycota; Pichiomycetes; Serinales; Debaryomycetaceae
Gene: SMC1
Product: cohesin subunit
Exons: 1
Coding region: 1-3705 (1234 amino acids)
Biological process (GO): sister chromatid cohesion
Cellular component (GO): cohesin complex; nucleus; chromosome
Molecular function (GO): ATP hydrolysis activity; ATP binding; DNA binding
Source: RefSeq, a predicted model, not a curated record
AUGGGUAGACUUAUUGGCCUCGAGCUCCACAACUUCAAGUCCUACCGUGGCACCACCACCAUUGGGUUUGGUUCAUCUUUCUUCACCUCCAUAAUUGGACCUAAUGGUGCCGGAAAGUCCAAUAUGAUGGAUGCCAUUUCCUUCGUGUUAGGAGUCCAGUCUACACAUUUGAGAUCACACAACGUCAAAGAUUUGAUCUACAGAGGUAGAAAGUCUGCUAGCGAGGCUAACACCUCUGUGGAUAUCGAUCAGGAUCCGACAAGAGCUCAUGUGAUGGCUAUUUAUGAGAAGGAUAAUGGCGAUGUCCUCAAGUUAAAGAGAUCGAUAACUGCCAGUGGAAACAGUGAAUAUCGUAUUAACGAUCUGUCAGUCACUUCACUCAAUUAUUCGAUGGUUUUGAAGGCCGAAAACAUUUUGAUCAAGGCCAGAAACUUCCUUGUUUUCCAGGGUGAUGUGGAGCAGAUAGCGUCUCAGUCACCCAAAGACUUGACCAAGUUGAUUGAGACUAUCAGUGGCUCCAACGAGUAUGCCAAGGAGUACGAGAAUUUGAAGGAAGAGCACGAGAAGGCUCAUGAAUUUUCCAACUCUGUGUUUUCGAGGAGAAGAACAUUGAACUCGGAAUCCAAGCAGUAUAAGGAACAAAUGGCCGAACAAAUUGAGUUCGAGGAUAAGUUAACACAAAAGGCACAAAUAAUCAAGAGUAUAAACCUUUAUAAACUAUUUCAUAACGAAAAGAAACAUUUUCAAUUGAUACAAGACUUGAAGCACAAGGGAAAGGAAUUGAAAUUGCUUCAGAGACAGUUAUCGACUCAAGAAUCCGCAUACAAGGCACUGAUGGCAGAGUACUCCAAACUUGUGCUAGAAUCAAAGCAAUAUUCAACUAAGAUAGUGGAAAUUUCCGGCCAAAUAGAUUCAACUAAAAGAGAGCUUAUUCCAAUUGAAGCCAACAAGAGAUCUCUAACCUCCAAGAUAAGUAACUUGAAGACCAAGAUUAAUGAUCUUAUCACCGAUUACAAGAAACAGAAAAAUCAGAUUUCAUCUAUCGAAAAGCAAUUGAGAGAAGCCCAAAAGAUGUUUGACGAAUUUCAAGAUAAGAUUGCCUCAUCUAUUUCCUCAUCGGUUACUAGUCAAGGUCAAAAGGAAUACGAAAAGCUUAGGGCACAAUUUUUAACAAGCGGAGGGUCUCAACUCGAAGAGGAAUUAGCCCUUUUGGAGAACGAUAAGGACUCAAUUAAGGCUAAUAUUACCAGUCUUGAAAACCAAGCUACAAAUUCCUUAAGUAGAGUAUCUGAACUUGAAAGAAUUAUCUCGUCUGAGCUUAAGUCAAAGCUUUCAGACUAUACAAACGAGAUAAAUGAUAUCUUAACUUUGAAGCAAGAGAAAAUUGACUCUCGGAAUGAAUUGAUUAAGGUUAAGGAACAGUUCAAUUACGAGGAGCUUCAGCUUAAUUCGCAAUUACGUGAUAUUUUGCUAAGACUUGAAGAACUAUCUUCCCAACAGAGAGAGUCCAAUAAGCAGAAGAAGCUUAGAGAGAAUGUCUCGAUGUUGAAGCGAUUCUUUCCCAAAGAUGCUAUCAAGGGUUUAGUUUAUGACCUUGUUCGUCCAUCCAAGCAAAAGUACGAGACGGCAUUGCUGACUAUUUUGGGAAGAAACUUCGAUGCAAUUAUAGUUGAAACUACUUCUGUCGCUUAUAAGUGUAUCGAGCUUUUAAAAGAGAGAAGAUCUGGUAUUGCGACAUUUAUUCCCUUGGAUUCAGUUGUUGCUGAUCAAGCCAACUUGAAUUACCUCAGAUCUAUCCAUGAUGCUGUUCAACCAGGUAUUGAUAUCCUAGAAUAUGACGAUAAGUCCUUGGAGCAAGCUAUACACUAUGUGGUUGGGGACACCUUGGUGGUUGAUAACAUCGAUUUAGCAAGAAAGUUAAAGUGGGAUCUGAACUAUAAACUUAACAAUAAAUUAGUCACUUUAGAAGGAUCAGUCAUUCAUAAAUCCGGAUUGAUGACCGGUGGACAACAGACCCACAGAUCACCUAUCUCUUUGAAUUGGGAUAAGAAUGAGUGGAAUAGUUUGAAUGAAUUACGAGAAGAAUUGGUGUCAAAAUUGGCUAGUUUGCAAGAACGCAGACCAAAGGAUUUAGAAAUAAAUAUCAUCGCAGAAGAAAUCAGUGCAUUGGAUGAUAAGUUACCUAUUAUCAGAAAUCAAAAACUGAGCGUUGAAAGAGUUAUUGAAGAUAGACUGAGAGAGAUUAGCUUCCAACAGGACCUUGGCAAGAGCUACAAAGAAUCAAUCAACGAGAAGAAGAAGUCAUUGAGUAAGCUCGAUAAAGAAAUCGAGAAAAUCAAUAUUCAAAUUAGGGGCUUACAGAAUGAUGUCUAUUCAGGUUUCUGUUCUAGCUACGGGUUUAGCAAUGGAAUUGAGGACUACGAGAAUCUUCAUGGUUCAACCUUGCGAGUUAGAGCAAAAGAGCGUGCUCAGUUUGUCAAGGAAAUCUCUACGUUGUCUAAUAAACUCAGCUUUGAAAAUGAAAGGGCCGAGGAAACGAAGGAUCGUAAGAUUAAAUUGGAGAGUCAGGUUGCUUCAUUUGAGGAAGAAUUACUGUCACUCAUAGCUCUGAAACAAGAUCUUGAAGAAAAUUUGGACAAGUUAGAAGCCGAACUAGAUGUACUGAAGCUCGAAGAGGUGGAUCAAGCCAAAUUGUUGAAGUCCAAAUUAAAAUCAUCAAAAUUGGUCGAGUCUGAAGUACUGGAAACCGAAAAUGAUAUUUCAACUUUAGGAAAGGCCAUGACUUCGAUUGAAGAACAAACAUUGAAGAUUGAUACUGAGAGAGUGAAUAUUUUGAAGAAUUGUAAAAUUCAGAAUGUGAAUAUUCCCUUGAAGGAUGGAUUGUUGGACUCCAUACCUAUAGGCGAGAACUCGGAUAAUCUUGUGAAAGGAAUCUAUGAUAUAGAAAUUGAUUAUGCUAGUGACUUGGAUGAAAGGUAUAAGGAAUCAUUCACUAGUAAAUUGGAGGCAGAAUUGGAUGUAAAGCUUCAAAACACCAUUGACCAGUUGGAAAGACUUACACCCAAUUCCAAAGCUAUUGAGAGAUUAAGAGAAGCUGAAAUGAAGCUUAAGGAGUUUGAUAGAGAUCACACUUUGGCAAGACAGCAAGAGCGCAAGGUUGGUGCUAAAUUCCAAGAUAUUAGGAACAAACGUCACGAAUUAUUCAUGGAGGCCUUUGAGCAUAUUUCUGGUAAGAUUGACUCCAUUUACAAGGAGCUUACCAAAUCAAAUGCUUCACCUUUGGGUGGUUCUGCUUAUUUGAUUCUUGAAGAUGAAGAUUCUCCUUACAACUCGGGAAUUAAAUACCAUGCUAUGCCUCCAAUGAAGAGAUUCAGAGAUAUGGAAUUGUUAUCUGGAGGAGAGAAAACCAUGGCAGCCUUAGCCUUGUUAUUUGCUAUUCACUCGUACCAACCAUCGCCCUUUUUUGUGUUGGAUGAAGUAGAUGCUGCAUUGGACAACUCCAAUGUUGGCAAGAUUGCAAAUUACAUCAGGAAGCACGCAGGUCCUGAUUUCCAAUUUAUUGUUAUCAGUUUGAAGAAUUCGCUAUUUGAAAAGUCUGAUGCCUUAGUCGGUAUUUAUAGGGAGCAAAGGGAAAACAGUUCGAGGACUUUAACCUUGGACUUGAGGGAAUAUCCAGUGGAGGAUGUGCCUAUAAAUGCUAUUUAA